Molecule: messenger RNA, 2262 nt
Organism: Neoarthrinium moseri
Lineage: Eukaryota; Fungi; Ascomycota; Sordariomycetes; Amphisphaeriales; Apiosporaceae
Exons: 1
Coding region: 1-2262 (753 amino acids)
Source: RefSeq, a predicted model, not a curated record
AUGGAAUCUGCGGAGGCACGAAUCGCGGAGUUGCUACGCAAGUUAGAGGAAUCCGAACAGAGACUCGAAGAGGAGCAGCGCCGACGCGAAGAGGAGCAGCGCCGACGCGAAGAGGAGCAGCGCCGACGCGAAGAAGAGCAGCGCCGACGCGAAGAAGAGCAGCGCCGACGCGAAGAAGCCGAGGAACUGGCCAAGGAGACCAGGCCACAAGCGCUUGAGCAAUAUCUCGAGGCGUGUCAUUCGCUCAGCCUUGCCAUUCAGGUGGUAACCGACCGCUCUCUCACCACCCAAGGGGACACGACUAACCCCACCGGCCGAAUAUAUCCUCGACGCAUCAUACCGUGGGAUGAUUUCGCGGCAGGCCAGGAGGCUAUUUGGGAAAGACUCACCGGCGGUUCAUUCUCCUCACAACCCGUGUUUCCGACCAGCAACCAGCUUGCAUACGUCAGGUCCUUGAUCCAUUCCAUUAGUAGUGAGCUUGGACUUCGGGACUUUGAACGCGACACCGUCGAAAAUGCCGUGCGCAAGCUAUUUGGGGAGGCUUUCCGCGAUCCACAAAUUCGAUCUGGCCUGGGCCUACAAGGGGAUAUAUCCUUCGAAAGCCACACAAAUCUUGGUGGUGACGUGAACACCAUCUCUGAGUCUCUGGGAAAUGUGUCUAUCAGCGAGCAUAACACCGGCGCGAAGUCGGCAGCACCAAAGACAGCUCGCCGCCGAACCCGGGGGAAGGGUAACCGCGCCGACCAGUUCUGUAUAUACAGGAACGAGGACGGUCAGAAUAUACCCGCUGUGGCCAUCGAGUACAAGCCUCCACACAAACUCACCCAGGAGGAGAUAGUGGUCGGCCUCCGAUCGGCGAUCCAGCCGCAACGUGACGUGAUUCACAUGACUGGUGACAGCUUUGAGUUUGCGUCGAGGACCCUCGCUGCUGCCGUCGUCACUCAGUUGUUCUCUUACAUGAUAGGUAAAGGCGUCCAGUACGGGUACGUUUGCACAGGAGAAGUCUUCAUUUUCCUCUUCAUUCCCGAGGACCCGGCCACUGUCUACUACUUCGUGUCUGUGCCCAACCUUGACGUCCUGGACGACGACCCCACCAGACUUCACCGUACGGCCGUCGCCCAGGUCUUUGCCUUCAUCCUCCAGGCCGUCCGUGCAGAGCCACCUCCUGCAUCCUGGCACGAUGCAGCUGCUGAGCUGGACACAUGGGCCAUGGAGUUCGACGACGUGCUGAGAGAUAUCCCGGCGACGGUACGUAAGGAGCGACCCACGUCUGCGUAUAAGCCUCAGCGUUGGAAGAAUUUUAUGCGGUCGCCUAUUCGAACGCGCUCGCGCUGCAAGCCGGUGCAGGAUGCGUUUCCCAGCCGGAGCGAUGAUGAAGAUGACGGCGAUGGACCCGCUUCCCCAACCCCGGAUCGAUCAAGCCAUUCCACCAAGUCUACACCAACAGCGGAAGUGCAAGCCGCAGGCCAGAUCAGAGGUCGCAGAGAGCAGGAGGAGAGGCAAACUGGAAAACACAGGAUACAAGAUCGGCCCUUCUGUUCUCGGCACUGUCUUUCGGGACUAGCCUCAGGUGGACCAAUCGACUCGUCAUGUCCCAAUGCCAAGGAUCACAAGCCUGCGCAUAUAAGCCGCUCCGAGUUUCUCUGCCGGACCCGGGAUCAACUGGCCAAGGAUCGUGGCCCGGAAGCCGACUGCACUCCUCUUUAUCGGGCCGGCGCAACAGGGGCGCUUUUCAAGGUGCGGCUAUCAUCUCAUGGCUAUACACUUGUCGCCAAGGCUAUGCAACAGCCGGAUUUGCCUCGCUUGCAGCAUGAAGAAACAGCGUACAACCACAUUAAGCCCAUGCAGGGAGACGGUGUUCCAAUCUUCCUGGGAUUAGUCGACCUCGUCCUGCCGUAUUACUACGACUGUGGUGUAUUCACCCAAUUCAUGUUUCUCAGCUGGGAGGGGAAACCGUUAUCUGAAAGCAUUGGGGAGCUCAACAAGCACGAUAUUGUUCGCAAGGUUACUGGCAUUUACACCAGGCUACAUCAACUUGGCGUCCUUCACCGUGAUGCGGAGUUACGGAACAUACUUUACGACUCUCAACACAGGCGUUUCUGCGUCAUCGACUUUGAAAGAGCGUUGCUCCCCAGUCGCGAACCGCUGGCAUCGAUAAGUACAAAUGUCCCAGCACGCAAGAGGAAGAGGGGAAAAAAGGAUCGUGUUGUAGACCCCUUUGCGCAAGAACUGAGGCGUCUUUGUGAGAAGUUGUCGAGGUGA